AUGGCAGCCGUUUUUCGUAAACUUUUUUGUUCGUCUGUAAAAUUAGGAGGAGAAUCACCGGAAAAAAAUGUCAAAGGAGGAGUAGGGGUAGGAGGAGGAGUAGGAGGUGGUGGAGAAGGAAGAAUAGGAGUUGUGGGAGUAAGUGGUAGUAGUUCGAGUGGUUCGAAAAAUGAAUCACCAGCCAGAAGACUCCUUCGUCACGGUCUUCAUAGAGAUCACGUACAGCCCGCUGAUGUGCCAACAAAUAGUCCAAUAAAUGCUAAAAAAUACGUGAGAUUUUUUAAAUUUAAAAAAAAUAAUACGAAUUCGAAUGUUAAGUCGGGACAAGAUAUGGGAGAAGGUAAACAAUCCGUUGGAAACAAUGGCGGCGGUCAUCAAUUAAAAGUCAGAGCUAAAAGAUUAAUGAAAGAAUUAAAAGACGUUCAAAAAUUACAACAGUUAAAUUCUUUUGAUCCCGUUUUCACUGUCGAAUUAGUUAACGAUAAUUUGUUCGAAUGGCAUGUUCAACUUUAUAAAUUAGACGUCGAAAGCGAAUUGGCUGCCGAUAUGAAAGAAUUAGGUAUCAAAUCCAUACUUUUCCACGUGAUUUUCCCAGAAAAUUUCCCAUUUGCUCCACCCUUCAUAAGAGUUAUAACACCUAAAAUAGACAAAGGAUUUGUAUAA
This is a messenger RNA of Pediculus humanus corporis (human body louse), 663 nucleotides long. RefSeq names its product ubiquitin-conjugating enzyme E2 q, putative. Lineage: Eukaryota; Metazoa; Arthropoda; Insecta; Psocodea; Pediculidae. The record is from RefSeq and is a predicted model, not a curated record. Bases 1 to 663 code for a protein of 220 amino acids. The transcript has 2 exons.